CUUUUCAGUCGCGCACCGAUUGGACUCGUCGAUAUACGCUUUUGAGUCAUGCAGGUGGAUUUUCGAAGCGACUUAAAUCGUUUGCACACACUGCAGUUUUGCGCGCCGCUCGUGUCGCAUCGUCGAUUUAAGCUCAUUUGCUUAUCGGGAGCCGAUUGAAAAUCCAAAAACAAAUAUCGUUGCUUUUUUUGUUGUUUUGUAUUGGCGAUCGAUUCAUCGAGUGCGAUUGUAAAAUUUGAACACUCAUCACCGAAAAUUAUUGUGUUGGCUAAUAAACUAAAUGGAUCGAAAUAUAACUUGAAAGUGAAUUAAUAAUUUACCGUCACGAUGGAUUAAACCGAUACGUAAUUGCCGUGUCGAUGUCAAUCAUAAAUGAAUAAAAAUUCAAUGACGAAUUCAAACCGUUUGGACUUUUUAUCGGCCGAAAACAAUGCGAACGAGAUAGUUCACAUUGCUUGAAUUAUAUACGGUGUUAUCUAUUGGGCUUAUCUGCCGUUUAAAGUUUCACGUUCGCGUUUAUUGGAAUUGUGAGCAAACAGGGGGAUUAUCAAGCGUGCGAAAUUAGUAAAAACAUCCAAAAGCUUAUACCUACUUAGUACGAGUGGUUAUUGUGUGUGCGACAACAAUACGCGCCGCAUUUAUCCUCAUAUCAAUCAAUAAGUUUAAAUAAAUUUAAUACAAUGUUCAAGUCAUGUCGAAAACCGAAGAAACCGCCGCUGCCGGAUGUGUUAUCAUGGCGGCCCAUAGAAGAAGAAAAAGUUGAGUGGCCCAGUCGACCAGACGCAAACAAAAAAUCACACAAUGGGCAACAUGUACCUGAACCAAUCGUAAGCACCUACAAAACGGAGAAAUUGCAAACAAUUGAGAUAGCACCGGUUCAAGAGGCACAACUUGUCAAAAAUAAAAACACGGAGUUUUACAUUGAGAAAUUCACAACGGAAAAACAACAGAGAUAUGAAAUAAAACGUGAGAUUAUCACGCAUGUUAAUAAUAAUAACUAUAAGCUUCAUCAGGUGCAAUAUGGCGACCAGACUCUAACCUCUAAAAUACCGGAAGUCAUGAUUUCCGAAGAAAAACCACCAAAAUCACCAAUACCUCAGAAAACAAGUUUUAAAAAACUAGAAAAACUUGAAAACUAUGAAAAUCAAACUCCAACCAUUACUAUACCGGAAGUUGUUGUUUCCGAGCAAAAACCCAAGAAAAAAAGCUCUAAAAAACCAUCGAAAAUACUUAUAACUGAAGUCGACGCUAACGAAAACCACAUUACCGAAGUUUCAAGACCAUCCAUGGAUACCCUGUCGAUUUCUACAGCAAAAAAAUCCGACGCGAGUAUUGACUCCACUCACAGCUGGUCCGAAUUGGAAUCGAUGCGUUUAUCGACAGCUUCCGGUGCGAGUGUAGUCAUGCUACGCCGGAAAGCUUACCGCGAUGAUGACAAUGAAGAAGAAACCGAGUUACAACCGCAACAAAUGUCACAAACUGAUGAGGAUACAAUAAAGAAAGCCAUCCAAGCGAAUGAUUUUAUAAUGGCGGUUGCACCGAAUGCCGUUGAGAGUCUUGCACGUUACAUGACUCUAACUGAAGUGCGAAAAGGUGAUGUGAUUAUGAGGCAAGGCGAACGUGGUAAUUCGAUGUACGUGUCUAAAGUGGGCGAGUACAGAGUGGAAAUCAACAAUCAGAUGGUGGACACGUUUAAAGGACCGAAACUGUUUGGAGAAUUGGCGAUUUUGUAUGAUACUGAUCGAUCAGCGACUGUUUUAGCGAUGAGUGAUGGGUCUGUAUGGCAGUUACAGCGGCAAAUAUUCAGGACUUUAUUGAGGCAGUCGAAUAUUCUUGCGAAGGAUAAUGUUUUGGAGUUUUUACGCAAGGUUCCUGUAAUCAACGAAACAAGUUCACAAAAACUCCGUCAAAUCGCCGACCUCUGCGAAAGUCGUUACUAUCCAAAAGACACAAUAAUCAUCCGAGAAGGCCAAAAAGGCGAUGAGUUCUUCAUCGUAAAAACCGGCACGGCUGUCGCCAGCAAAAUGGGCCAGGGCAAACUCAAAACCUACGUAAAAGGCGACUUUUUCGGCGAACGCGCCUUACUCUACGACGAAGAAAAACGCAAAGCAACAAUUACCUCAACAGGAUACGGCGUUGAAUGCCUAGUGCUAACCCGCUACGAGUUCAACAAAUACCUCGGAGACGUCCGGAAAUUCCUAGAAAGCAAUGACGAAACUCCUCAAAACGUACCAAUACCUAUAAUACCCCCAGAUCCUGCCCGCUUUGAACCCUUCAAACAAAUCAAACUCUCCGAUUUGAAAAAGGUGAAAUUAUUGGGCGAAGGUGGUUUUGGUGCAGUACACCUUGUAAAAACAUCAAAAGGCAAACAAUUCGCGCUCAAAGAGAUGAAACUGAAAACCGUGCACGAGAAUCAAAGUCUAAUGAAGAACGCGAUGAAUGAAAGGGACGUGCAGAUGGCGUGCGAUUGCGUCUUUAUCGUUCAACUACACAAAACUCUUUCCGAUAAUGUAAACAUUUACUUUUUGCUAGAGUAUUGCCCACGCGCCGAAUUAUUCUCCCUGCUACGUAAAAAACGUCAUUUUCCUGAUCCACUAGCGAUAUUCACAGGCGCAUGCGUAUUAGAAGCUUUGGCAUACUUACAUGUGCGGAGAUAUGCCUACCUCGACCUCAAACCGGAAAACAUCUGCAUUGAAAACGGAUAUCCAAAAAUCGCCGAUUUUGGAAAUGCAGUUAUGCUGGAACCAGGAAAGAAGACAUUUAGUUUUGCUGGCACGCCGGAAUACAUGGCGCCCGAGAUAAUUCAACGCACCGGAACUGACAUGGCGGCUGAUUACUGGGCGUUCGGUGUUUUGAUCUAUGAAAUGUUAAUGGGAAAAUCACCGUUUAAUGACCGAUCAGAAGAGAAAUUAUACGAUAAUAUCAUCAAAGGAUUAACCGGAAGACACUUUGUGCCUAAUUUUAAUAAAUCCGCAAAAGAUCUCAUCAAACGACUAAUAGACGUGAAUCCAGCGAAGCGGUUGGGUUGCCUACGUGAUGGCGUCAACGGGUUGUAUAAACACGACUGGUUUAAAGACAUAGACUUCCCAAAACUGCGAAGCAGACAAAUCAAAUCGCCUCUACUCAGCUUAUACAAACGAUGAUAUUGUUUUCUACGCAUUGACUUAGUAUCUUAGAUUAGGACAUAAUAAAAUGUAUAUUAUCUUA
Molecule: messenger RNA, 3207 nt
Organism: Dalotia coriaria
Lineage: Eukaryota; Metazoa; Arthropoda; Insecta; Coleoptera; Staphylinidae
Product: cGMP-dependent protein kinase 1-like
Biological process (GO): protein phosphorylation
Molecular function (GO): ATP binding; cGMP-dependent protein kinase activity
Source: RefSeq, a predicted model, not a curated record